This is a messenger RNA of Neurospora crassa OR74A, 522 nucleotides long. RefSeq lists its product as hypothetical. The record is from RefSeq and is a predicted model, not a curated record. Bases 1 to 522 code for a protein of 173 amino acids. The transcript is spliced from 2 exons. Lineage: Eukaryota; Fungi; Ascomycota; Sordariomycetes; Sordariales; Sordariaceae.
AUGUGCACCACCACCGUCACCAUCACUGAUGCCAACGGGGUUUCAAAUUCGCCAUCCGAGGACGCCUCAAUCUCCUUCGUCAAGAAGAUUCCGGCCCGGGAGCUCCAUCGCUUCCGACCAACCAGUUGCCAUUUCUCGCUGCUGCACCUGCCUUCUCGGCUUCCCCUCCGAUACUACUGGGAGGCGGCAACUUCCCGGCUGGCUGAAAGAGAUGUGGUCGUAAGCACCGACAGUUUCUUUUACAGCCCAGUGUUUGAACUCGAGGCUAACCAGAGGCGUAACAAGCAGCGAUGGCUAGAGCCAAAAGCGUUGAGCUGCCGGUGGCACUUCGAGCAAGGGGUGCAGAAACAUCGAGGGCGCAGGAUAUGGAGGGGAAAAUGCAUCUUGUGUGAAUGGGCAAGAACAUGUUCAUUAUCGUCGCACCGCGUUGCCAACCUCGCUAUGUCGCCCCCGCCUAGCGCCGCAGAUUACCCAGCCCACCAAUCACGAGCUGUCACAGGACCCACUUUCAACGACAUCUGA